This is a messenger RNA of Ornithodoros turicata, 4837 nucleotides long. Its product is annotated as probable phospholipid-transporting ATPase IIB. Gene Ontology annotation, cellular component: trans-Golgi network; plasma membrane; endosome. The coding region runs from base 381 to 3683 and encodes 1100 amino acids. NCBI's taxonomy places the organism in Eukaryota, Metazoa, Arthropoda, Arachnida, Ixodida, Argasidae. The transcript has 24 exons. Gene Ontology annotation, molecular function: ATP binding; magnesium ion binding; ATPase-coupled intramembrane lipid carrier activity. Gene Ontology annotation, biological process: endocytosis; retrograde vesicle-mediated transport, Golgi to endoplasmic reticulum; phospholipid translocation. The record is from RefSeq and is a predicted model, not a curated record.
ACCUCAAUGGUCUGAUAUCGUAGUCUGAAAAAACUGAACUAUCGAAAAACUAGCGAAAUUCCGAUUCGCUCGAUAGCUGGACAAUCGACAGUCAAAAACUAGCGACAGUAUCGCUUAUGGCCAUCGCCAUCAUAACUGUGUACCAUAGUUAUAGCGUUAUAGUUAUGGUUAUGAGUGUAUGAGUGUUCCUACGCGUGUAACUUUCAGAAUGGCGCUUUGUACGUGGUCCGUGGUUGUUGGCUGUUAGUCAUGCAUGUUUUUCUUUUUUUGCUUGAGCGUACACUUUAACAUCAUAUCGUCAUAGCCAAGGGAUAGUGAAACACAAGAAACAGAACAGGGACAUACAGUUUGGGGCUGGUAUGGCUGCCCCCAUUUAGUAGAUGCGAAUGGAAAUGAGCAGUGUCCAGGGCGACCAAAACAUUUCGCUGAGGGAUAGGUCGAGGAUACAAGAGGGAAUCUCCCGUUUGAGCCUGAGCAGUGACGAAGGUUUUGAUGUUGGUGAGGGUGAUAGCUUACUUGAAAACCACUCCAGCAACCUUCAGGGAAAAAAGGCUACAACUGGCUGUUGCAGUUGCCUCACUUCAUUAUUGCGCAGUCUGUGCAGAAGUAUGGCCUUGAACUGUUGUGGUGCGCACGAGUAUCACCCUAGGACUGUUGUUCUGGGCAGGCCUUCGAUAGAAAAAUUCCCACUCAACAAAAUAUGCAACCAGAAGUACAACAUCUUUACAUUUGUUCCCAUUGUGCUUUUUAAUCAGUUCAAGUUCUUCCUCAACCUGUACUUCUUAAUAGUCUGCCUAUCCCAGUUCAUUCCUGACAUUCGGAUUGGCUACUUGUACACAUACUGGGGUCCAUUGGGAUUUGUUUUGACAGUGACACUCAUCAGGGAGUUUAUUGAUGAUUGUCGGAGGUAUGCAAGAGACCGAGAAGUAAACUCCCAGAAGUUCCGAAAGUUGACUCCACAUGGCAUCACAUACAUUUCAAGCUCAGAUAUAAAAGUGUCGGACCUUAUUAUGAUUGAGAAGAAUCACAGAGUUCCAGCAGACAUGGUGUUCUUACGAACUACAGAGAAGAGUGGAUCAUGCUUUAUAAGAACUGAUCAGUUAGAUGGUGAAACAGAUUGGAAGCUUCGAGUGGCUGUUGAUACGACGCAGAGACUGUCAAGUACUGAGGAAAUGUUUGAAAUUGAAGCCUCUGUGUAUGCUGAAGAACCUAAGAAGGACAUUCACUCUUUUAUAGGGAAGUUCACACGUCAUGAUGGAGAAGGCUCUGAAGAUGCCCUAAAUAUUGAAAACACCCUAUGGGCAAACACUGUGGUAGCAUCAGGCACAGCUAUUGGUAUUGUGAUCUACACAGGGCGAGAAACCAGAAGUGCAAUGAAUAACUCUGAUGCGAGAAGUAAGGUUGGGCUGUUAGACUUAGAAAUUAACCAGUUGACCAAAGUAUGUGUUGCUGCUGUGGUAGGCCUUGCAUUAGUCAUGAUUUUGGUCAAGGGCUUUGAUGGGCCUUGGCACCGUUACUUUUUGAGAUUUGUACUUCUGUUUUCCUAUAUUGUGCCUAUCAGCUUACGUGUGACCCUUGAUAUGGGCAAGAUGGUAUAUUCCUGGAUGAUUCAACAAGAUGGAGAUAUACCUGGAACGGUGGUGCGAUCAACAACCAUCCCUGAAGAGCUGGGAAGGAUAGUAUACUUGCUAACUGACAAAACAGGAACUCUGACUAAAAACGAAAUGGUGUUCAAGAAGCUCCACCUAGGCUCAGUGUCAUACUCGUCGGAGUCUUUUGGAGACGUGGCAGCCCACCUGAAGGCGGUCUACGCACCUCUUGCUGCUGGUUCAGCUGGAGGCAGUGGAGCUUCAACUGGUGCAGGAGCUCGGGUGCGUCGCACUAUGGCUGGCCGUGUCCAAGAAGCAGUGCGUGCAAUUGCGCUGUGCCACAAUGUAACUCCUAUUUAUGAAGCAGCUGUUCCUGGCAGCGACAAUGAUGGUGACACUGAGGCAGAUCAACACAGCAAGCAACCCUUUGUCUACCAGGCUUCCAGUCCUGAUGAGGUGGCACUGGUGUCUUGGACGGAAAGUGUUGGGCUGGAAUUGGUGUACAGAGAUCUGAGCACUAUGAAAGUGCGCACACCUCAUGGGCAGCUGCUACACUACACCAUUCUACAAACCUUUCCCUUCACUUCAGAACGAAAGCGCAUGGGAAUCAUAGUGAAGGAUGAGAGCACCAAUGAAAUAACUUUCUUCAUGAAAGGAGCCGAUGCAGUUAUGGGAUGUAUUGUUCACUACAAUGACUGGUUGGACGAAGAGUGUGGCAACAUGGCUCGAGAAGGACUCCGCACGUUGGUGGUGGCCAAGAAGAACCUAACGGAGGAGCAAUACCUUGAGUUUGAGGCCCGGUACAACCAGGCAAAGGUGUCUAUUCAAGAUAGGGCAGCACGGACUAGUGCUGUUGUUGAAACGUUGGAGAGAGACCUUGAGUUAUUGUGUUUGACUGGUGUGGAGGAUAAGCUGCAAGACAACGUCAGGUCUACAUUAGAGUCAUUAAGGAAUGCUGGCAUUAAAGUUUGGAUGCUAACUGGAGACAAACUUGAGACGGCAUCUAGCAUCGCUAAAUCAUCGUGCCUGGUAUCCCGAUCCCAAGAGCUGCAUGUAUUUGAGUCUGUUGCCAACCGCACUGAAGCUCGCUGUGAGCUGAACAAGUUUCGGCGCAGAAAUGAUUAUGCACUUAUCAUUCGGGGUGAUGCACUUGAGGUAUGCUUGAAAUUCUACCCACGAGAAUUCAUGGAGUUGGCUUGCCAGUGCCCAGCUGUUGUGUGCUGUCGCUGCUCUCCUACCCAAAAAGCUGAGGUUGUACACCUCAUUAAGCAAUAUACGGAAAAGACUACUUGUGCAGUUGGUGAUGGUGGCAAUGAUGUGAGCAUGAUUCAAGAGGCAGAUGCUGGAGUUGGCAUUGUAGGGCGAGAAGGAAACCAGGCCUCACUCGCAGCUGACUUUUCCAUUACACAGUUCCAUCAUAUUUCCCGGUUACUUCUGGUCCACGGUCGCUACAGCUAUAAGCGUUCUGCAGCCCUCAGUCAGUUUGUGAUUCACAGAGGUCUCAUAAUUUCGACAAUGCAAGCAGUCUUUUCUUCUGUGUUCUACUUUGCAUCUGUUGCGCUCUACCAGGGUCUGCUUAUGGUUGGGUAUGCAACAGUGUACACUAUGUUCCCUGUUUUCUCACUUGUUCUGGACAAAGAUAUAACACCAAGCAAUGCUGUCACCUAUCCUGAACUUUAUAAGGAACUGUCGAAAGGCCGGUCACUCUCGUUCAAAACAUUUUUCAUAUGGGUUCUAAUCAGUAUUUAUCAAGGUGGAAUCAUAAUGUAUGGUGCUCUCCUUCUCUUUGAGGAUGAGUUCAUUCAUAUUGUGUCUAUCAGCUUCACAUCGCUUAUCCUGACGGAGCUGUUGAUGGUAGCACUUACAAUUCGUACUUGGCACUGGCUCAUGAUUGCUGCCGAGAUGCUAAGUCUCGGGAUCUAUAUUGCAUCGCUCUUUGUCCUGCAUGAAUAUUUUGACACCCAGUUUAUUCAGACGCCUGCCUUCUUGUGGAAGGUAACAGUAAUCACACUAGUCAGCUGCCUUCCACUGUACGUGCUGAAGUACCUUCACCGAAAAGUUUCGCCACCCCUUUAUGCAAAGCUUGGAGAUUAGAAGAGGACAUCUGUUGUACAAUAUUUUUUAAUUGAGAAAUGGUGCAUGUGGAGUAGAGCAUAGCACCACUCUCUUACAGACAAAAAAUAGACAGGGAUACUUUGUGAAGCAAUGUUUAUGCUGUGUGUAUGCACUGCUUUUAAUAUGUGCAUUGAAUAGUAAAAUACUGCUACACAGUGUGCGAAAGAUGGUUUGUAGCACUAACUUGAAUAUACACACUUUGGAAAAUGACAACUGCCUGUGUGUACCUAUGGAAGUAAUGUCCACUUUCAGAGAUCUUUUUUACUAAACAUACCUACCACAGUCCCUUUUCUGCUUUACAGAUGCUUCUAUCGUAUAUCAGUAUUGGCCAUGUCAGUAAGGGCUGUGUUUUCUGGCUACACAUGUGAUGUGGAGUGUAAUCUCUCUUGCAACUGAUAUAUGCCACAUGUCCAGUGUGUAGUGUGUUCAAGUCUUGAACAGUAACAGUGGAUGCAGCACAAAAGCUGAAUGUACAAUAGCUCAUGAAAUGUCAAACAUAUUUUGCUGAUUCAUGAUUCCAGUGCUACAGCAUAUGGAUUUGUCCAGAAGAUUAAAACAAGACAUUGAUUCUAUUACACAAAAAUGUCAUGGGGGCCUUGCUGCAAGUAUCAUGACCCUUCUGGUAUAACAUGAGUGAGAAUGUAAAAGUUGCAUUGAACCUUCGACAACAGAGUGUAUAAAUCAUCCACAUGACUUUUCCUUCACGGUGCUCAACCUAGUUCUUUGACGCUAACAGAGAAAAGGAGCAAGUUCUUUGUUAUCCAGAAAAGAACUGUGUCCUCUGCAACAUCUGUGCAUGCCAGGCAAGUGAAACUGCAGGAAAUUCUGUGUACAGGGCAAAGUGUGCCUCCGCAGGUUGGCACAUAAUUCUUGGAACAUAGAUAGUGAAGUCUACAGUAGUUUUUUUUAACUCUGUGUUAACAGAAAAAUUGCUUUUCGUGCUGCUAGGAUGCAUAAUGCAUGUAAGCAUUAUUGAAUGCUGACUGUGAUAGAGCUUCUGUGCAAGGGGCAUUUUUAUUUCUGGUCUGGUAAUUUGCAUUCUCAUAAAGUAAAGCAUGCAUGAGCAUGUUCUUUUCAUUUCCUUCUUUAUGUGGGAUUUAUAGAUAAAGCACAAAUAAAAUAUUUGGAUGGCU